AUGGCACAUUCGCGGCACAAAGUUCGGAGCAGAUCCAGUCGUGUUGAUAGGAGCAAGCAGCCGACAACAUGCGGGCAUGGCUUUCCUCAUAGAGUCACCAGGACAACAGAAUUGCGUCUAUCUGAUAACCAAUAUCGGAUUCAUCACCGGUUCGACCACAUGAAGAUGGCGUCGUGUGAUGCGUCACAAUAUAUGCACAAGGCCAUCCCUUCCUCGGCAAAACCACCGGCUAGCCAUCCCACAUAUUCAAUGGCUAACGAUCCUGUCCAUCCCGUGGCGUACCUUACGAUGAACAUGGAGGUACUGAAAGCAUCUUCUGCCUUUUCACAGCGAGUUGGGGCCCGGGCCAUGGAGGGACGAAAAUUAACCGAUUUUAUCCUGGAAACUGAGGCAAAUAAAAGCAAUGCAAUUCGAGAGUACUUCGCGAACGAACUACGGAGAAGGAAGCCAAGUUAUCUACCUGCUGGAUUCAGUGCCAACAUCCAGGAUAAGCAAGAUACCAGACUUAGCCUGGACAAUUUCGGCCAACUUGUCCAAUACUUCGAAGAAUCUCUGACUUUUGUUGGCCUAUACGGAUGUCAUAGAGUACUGGGGCUACAUGCCGUAUUAGCUACAGCGGGUUCUUACUAUUUUAUCAUUGUCUCCCUUGCGUUACCAUCUAGACACGCAUUAGUAUGGCUACCUCCGCAUUUGCGAAGUCCACUGAUAUUAUUGGAGAAUCAGCGACCCGAUUCAAACAUAGAGCCAAACGAGCUCAUGGCACUGGAGGGGCAUAUGCAUUGCCAUGGCGGAUAUUCCAGCAGUGUUGGUGAACCCAGGACGUCAUCGUUUCUGUCUGGCAGUCCUGGUGUGUCUAACUCUGGGCAAAACAAGAUUUCUGGGGAGAUGUCAACGAAUACACAUCGCAAUCAACGACGACCUUGGGAAGGACUGGAAGGAGAGUUCCCGAAAAGCCCGCAACUAAGUCUUCUUGGCCGACCGCACCCAAUGCCUUGGAUAGAAGAACGGGGCACGUCAUUGUCCAGACAGUCUAACCAAAUGGAUAUCACAUAUUUAAUAGCAUGA
Molecule: messenger RNA, 1065 nt
Organism: Pochonia chlamydosporia 170
Lineage: Eukaryota; Fungi; Ascomycota; Sordariomycetes; Hypocreales; Clavicipitaceae
Exons: 1
Coding region: 1-1065 (354 amino acids)
Source: RefSeq, a predicted model, not a curated record